CGGUAUUCAUUUAGGUCCAGGAGUUUAACGCCGUUUAAACGCAGGACUUUUAUUUUCUCCGUGACGCGUGUCUUGGAGUCUCCUGCUUCCUCGUGUGUUUAACGUUUAGCUGCAGGCUGGGGCCUGGUUUUUGGAGCAUAUUUGCAUUUCUGCUUGUUUUUAUCAUCGUUUGCGGGAAAGAGCUGGACCUGAGAACUCUUUGGCGUCUCCUCCACACCUCGCGGCGUCUGUUUUUUCUCUCUUGUUAGCUAAUCGAGCUAGUAAUAGCUUUAGCUGGGUUCAUGUUUUGGGCUUCCUUUGUCGCACUGACGUUUGUUCUUCUUUCAGGUUCACUCGUUUAACGAAAAAAAAAAAAAAAAACCACCCAGACCUUUCAUUCAAUUAGCUCGUUUUAUCAUAGCUUUGUCCUGAUUUAGCUUGUUGCUAGUUGCACGUUUAAAUCGGUUGUUGUUGUUUGGGUGUCCUUUUUUCCCCCCUCUCCCUCCCGUGCGAUUGUUUGCGCUAAUGCGAAUAUGCUAACUAGCUAGCUCGGGCUGUUUUGUUUAUUGUGUUGAAUGACAACAGUCGUAAAUGUUCUCCCACACCGCGGCGUUGUUGUCGCACUUCCGGGUUGUAUAUUUCGUUCUGCCAAUUUCCGAAAUCAAUUUUUGAAUUAAAAGUGGGAGGAAAAGAGAGAAAGCAGCCCCCGUCCAUUAGUAAUCGCGUCGCCCUGACCUGCAGUUGUUUUGCUCCGCCUGCGUCACGCGAAUUCGAAUUUAUUUUGCUACGAAUUUACGCGAAUUCCGACUGCACACGAGAUGUUCCGCUUUCUGGACGAUGUCGAUGACAAUCCGUACAUCAUGGACCCAUUCGCAGCACAUCGUCGCCAGAUGAGGAGCGUGUUUGGGUCGUUCGGGUUCGAACCGUUUCCCCUGACUCCCCAGAUCCAGUCGGCCCGAACUCCCAUGCAAGUACAGCCUCAGACUGGUGCUUUGGCUCCCUUCGGUAUGAUGGGAAUGGGAGGAGGAUUCAUGGAUAUGUUCGGAAUGAUGAACAGCAUGAUGGAGAACAUGGAUAGGUUCUCCGGUUCUCCAUCAUGUCAGUCGUUCUCCUCCUCCACAGUCAUCUCGUAUAGCAGUGACUCCGGAGCCCCGAAAGUGUACCAGCAAACCAGAGAAAUCAGAACAGCACCUGGAGGGAUCAGAGAGACGCGUCAAUCGUUGCGUGACAGUGAGAGCGGAAUGGAGCGGAUGUCCAUUGGCCACCAUAUCGGAGAUCGAGCUCACGUGAUGGAACGCUCCAGAAACGCACACACUGGGGAUCACGAGCACCGACAAGACUUUAUCAACCUUGAAGAAAGUGAAGCUGAAGCUUUUGAUGAAGAAUUCAGGAGGGGGGUGGGGCGCUACAUGAGUCCUAAUGCCCGUGGCCUGGAUUAUGGACGGAGCCGAAGGACAGCGGCAGGACAACUGGCCUUACCUGCUCCACCGAACUCCAACCCCUCAUCCUCUCCUCGACCCCCCCACCGCCCCCGCUAUGACUGGUGAAGAAACCAAGCAGAUGAGCCUCAUGAUCUACCUGAUGAUGUGAAGAAGAUUGUUUAGGAAACCAUGGUCCUCUGUGUGUGUGUGUGUGUGUGUGUGUGUGUGUGUGUGUGUGUGUGUGUAAACACUGCAGGACUGACACUGUACAGUAUAAAUAGCUGGGUCCAAAAAUCCGAGUGCACUCCUCUCUGCUAUAUAGGCCACAUCACAAAAGUCUCACCUAUGGACGUGUACACCCUAAUGACUACAUGGGUCAUGGGGCAUUAUGGGGUACAAUUCCCGGACUCUGUCCUGUUGUAGGGCAUUGUGGGAACUCCUGUGUGUGCGUGUGCUCUUGAUAUGCUUUGACAAAAUAGUGGACUCCAAAGAUAGUUAAAAAAAAAAAAAAAAAAAAGUUGUGAUUUAGGACAUGCCGUGAGUGUUAUUAGUAGUAUUGAAAUUGCAUUCAUGUUUGCUUGGUAGUGCACUCUGAAAUUUUGGACGCUAUGUACAUGCAUGCACACACACACACUUCAACAUUCAAAGUCCAUUCCUAUGCUUCCAACUCUUAAAUAUUAAAAAUGUGUAAUUUAUAUACUGCUACACACCAGGCAUGUGCCGAUAUUAAACAUUUCAUAUAACCAGAAUAGGUCUGAAGUUCUGUUGUAGUUAACGUUAAAAAGAAUUGAUUCAUCUCACGCCUGUUCUAAAAUGGACCCACAGUUCACAUGCUCCGAAAUAAGGACUAUUAUACGCCAGCUGUCCUCGUGCAGCACUGCGACCGAGACGUGCAGAACGAGCCUCACCUUCUGACUGGAUUUUAUGUCAGCAGUGUUGAAUACCGCGGCAUGUUGCACCCUUAGUCAUCGGCACAUGCCUACUACACACACACUGUACAGUUCAUUAAUGUCUGUGUUGUUGACGCUAUGCUAAUCUGUGAUUUGAGCUGUACACUGUUGACUAGUUACACUUAUUAAUAAAUAAAUUAAAGUUG
Messenger RNA from Clarias gariepinus (North African catfish), 2496 nucleotides. It is a transcript of the gene mlf2, whose product is annotated as myeloid leukemia factor 2. NCBI's taxonomy places the organism in Eukaryota, Metazoa, Chordata, Actinopteri, Siluriformes, Clariidae. The transcript has 8 exons. Gene Ontology annotation, biological process: regulation of DNA-templated transcription. Gene Ontology annotation, cellular component: cytoplasm; nucleus. The coding region runs from base 798 to 1526 and encodes 242 amino acids. The record is from RefSeq and is a predicted model, not a curated record.